Molecule: messenger RNA, 823 nt
Organism: Nezara viridula (southern green stink bug)
Lineage: Eukaryota; Metazoa; Arthropoda; Insecta; Hemiptera; Pentatomidae
Source: the annotation of a GenBank genome assembly
AUGGCUUCGAAUACGGCAGUGAAAAUGGAUGUUGAUAAUCCAUUAGUUCUCAAAAGGUCUAGCAGUGCACCGAUGAUCAACGAAUUGAAUAAUUCAAUUUCUUCUCAAGCACCUACCAACCCUCUGAGGGAACCAACUUUACAACUAUGCUCUGGUGUUCCACGAAUGCGAAGGUUUAGUGCGAGUUUUUCUCCCUUAUCUGGGCCUUCAUCCCCAAAAUUAACACCUAGGGUUAACCAGCUUAGAAGGGAAGAAAGUGUUGAUGUUAUUGGAAGAGAAGCUGCUCAUGAAAGAGAGCUUAAUUCAACAAUGGUUAUGUCUCAGUCAUGGGAAGAUCUGACUUUAGUUGCUGACAAUCCUAAAGAAUGUUCAGAUAAUGGGAAGUUGAGUCCACUUUCGGUCAGUUUACCUCCGUUGUGUUCUACUCCUUCUCCUACGCGCCCUGCUUCAGUCCCUUUGAGGCACUCUGUUUUCAAACCAACUUCAUCACCUAGCCCAACUAGGAAGUUUACUACCAGGCGAAGCCAAAGUCCAAUAGCUAUGAGGCCUUCUGCUCUUGGACCUGUUAAACGUAAAUUUCAACUUGAGGAGAAUGAACCUUCUGCAAAGAGAUUUUCUGGUUUAUUGAUCCAGCAAGCCAGGUUCUUUCUAAUGUUUGAACCAGUCUUAAAGAGCCCGACAUUAGAUAGUGGGUUGGGCGGUUUUGACAGGCUGACUCAAGAGAGCGCUGCGGUACCAGCUGCCAAAGGAGACUGAUCGUUUCUUUUAUUUCAUUACUUUUUCUUUUCUAGUCUACAUAACCCUUGACAAAUGUACCAAGUCG